This is a messenger RNA of Canis lupus familiaris (dog), 2387 nucleotides long. It is a transcript of the gene OSER1, whose product is annotated as oxidative stress responsive serine rich 1. The coding region runs from base 964 to 1842 and encodes 292 amino acids. Lineage: Eukaryota; Metazoa; Chordata; Mammalia; Carnivora; Canidae. The transcript is spliced from 4 exons. The record is from RefSeq and is a predicted model, not a curated record. Gene Ontology annotation, biological process: cellular response to hydrogen peroxide.
GGGACUCCAGGAUCAUGCUCUGGGUUGAAGGCAGUGCUAAACCGCUGAGCCACCCAGGCUGCCCUGGUCUAUUUUGGUUUUCAAAUAAUAGAUCUUUUAGUAUGUCAACAAGAAUGCUAAGUUUGUAUUAACAUCUAGAGGUCACCUGCAGUGCAAUUAAGUUAGCACUAUAUAAUUAAAAAUUACAUAUCUGGGUGCAAAGCUUUUUUAGCUCAAUGUUAGGGCAGGAAUGAGAUUCUAAUCCUUACAGGAAUAGGGUUCACAGCUCUGGACUCUGUCAGGUUUAUCCUUCUAUCCCUAACAUCCAGUCUAGUGCUAAAGCACAUGGUAGGAAUUCUGUAAAUAUUUGUGGAUUGAAUAAAUUUCUGCCGAUAGAAUUCAGCACUGUAUAUUUAGAUGUGAUGUGUACUGAUUUCCAGAGUCCUGGAAGAGGGUUUGUUUGGGGUCUUCAGGGAUGGGAAGACUGUCUUCAGAUUGUUUAACUCUGUAAAGGCCAAUAGUUUGAGUAUUUGACUGACUGGUCAUAAAGUAAUUGAGGAAAACUGUAAGCCAAACUUUAAUUUAGUUCUACCAGCGGGAAGAAUUUGUUUACAAUCUCCAGUAGUGCUCUUUUAGUACUGUGGAGCUUCAAAAAUAUUAGGAUAUGUCAUUUUUGCCCACCUCUCUCCCCAGAUACAUAGAACAUGAAUGUGUAUCUGGGGGAGAAUCCUCCUCUAAAUCCAAAAGAAUUAGAAACCAGUGAAAUAUGGCAUUGAUAAUGUUUCCUCAAGUUCAUGUACUGAUUAAAUAAACCAGCAAAAUAUAUGUGGGGAAUGUGUUCAAAUUUUUUGAUUUAAGAAGUUGCAGUAAAAGCUAGCUGAAUUCUUUGGAGACUGUUUUCAAUCUUCACCAGAGAGAUCUGCGUAAAAUACCUACUUCUAUAUUAUUAACGGCAACAUCCAUAGUAGUGUAAAAACUUUCAUAAUGAAAUCCGAAGCCAAGGAUGGAGAGGAGGAGAGUCUACAAACUGCUUUCAAGAAAUUAAGAGUGGAUGCAUCAGGGUCCAUAGCAUCUCUGUCUGUUGGAGAAGGCACAAAUGUCAGAGCAUCAGUCAGAACGGCAGCAGAUGAUACCAAACCGAAAACCACAUGUGCAUCUAAAGACAGUUGGCAUGGGUCUACAAGGAAGUCUUCACGAGGAGCAGCGAGAACCCAGCGUCGUCGACGUUCUAAGUCUCCUGUCCUUCAUCCUCCAAAGUUUAUACAUUGCAGUACAAUAGCUGCUUCUUCCAGCAGCCAGCUCAAGCACAAAAGCCAGACUGACUCCCCUGAUGGCAGCAGUGGGCUGGGAAUUUCCACCCCUAAAGAGUUCAAUUCAGGAGAAUGCUCUACUUCUCUCGAUACUAAUCACACAGGGGCAGUUGUUGAGCCUUUGAGAACUUCGGUUCCCAGGCUCCCAUCAGAGAGUAAGAAGGAAGACUCCUCUGUUGCUACUCAAGUCUCCCAAGCAAGUCUCAAGGCCAAUGAUCUCUCUGACUUUCAAGCGGUUUCCAGGCUAAACCAGGGCAAGCCAUGUGCAUGCAUAGGCAAGGAGUGCCAGUGUAAGAGAUGGCAUGAUAUGGAAGUGUAUUCCUUUUCAGGCCUGCAGAGUGUCCCUCCCUUGGCCCCAGAACGAAGAUCCAUGCUUGAGGACUACUCUCAGUCACUGCACACCAGAACUCUCUCUGGCUCCCCCCGCUCCUGUUCUGAGCAAGCUCGAGUCUAUGUGGAUGAUGUGACCAUUGAGGACCUGUCAGGCUACAUGGAAUAUUACUUGUAUAUUCCCAAGAAAAUGUCCCACAUGGCAGAAAUGAUGUACACCUGAUAGUAAGAAGCUAAUUAAUAUGCUUUAAACCAAUGAAAGGUUGUCAGAGAGAUUUAGUUAAUGGCAGACCUUGCGGCCACGUUGUGUGAGAAGACAUCUCUUCUGCUCACUGUGCUUGCAAUAAAAACUUUUCUUGGCAUCUCCGUUCAUCUUCUUCCUUUAAACUUACUCCCUGCUCUUACUCCCUGUUCUUACAUACGCACCAAGGCGAGCAGAUCAAAGGAAAAUCCCUAUCAUUUAGAAAAGUUUCUGGGAGAUGAAGAAACCGUAAUAACUUGACUGGUAGCAGUGGGUUAUAUGGUAAAAGCCUUUGUAACGCAGUGCAUUUUUCACAUCUGUUUAAGAAUUUGUUGGCCAAGGAAAAGGAAACAUUUUGUAACUGGACUGAACACUUGUCAUGCUGUAGUUGCCGGCCCAGGAUCUUAGAAGUUAUAGGACUGAUUUAACACAACUUUAUUGUGUCUUUCAGGGUUUCUUAUGUUAUUGUUAAGCCAGAGAUCUAAGGUUUAGAUUCAAUAUGAAUAAACUAGCUGGCCUGCCCUCUA